GCAAUCUCCACUGCAGCUUGUUAGAGACUGAGCCAAAUCAAGCUUGUUACAAUAUUGAACUAGAUAAACCUAAUUCACUAUCGAAAAUGAAAGUUGUAAUGGUAUGUUUGAGUGCUGUAUUGAUCGGAGUAUUCGCCGAGCCAGAAGCGCAACACAAUGGCAGAUCACAAUACCCGGCGCAUUUUGCCAAUCCGAGACCCUCUUAUCCAGCUUACACCAAGCCUUCGUAUCCAGCUCCAGCUUACCCCAAGCCUUCAUAUCCAGCUCCAACUUACCCCAAGCCUUCCUAUCCAGCUCCAACUUACCCUAAACCCUCGUAUCCAGCACCAGCCUACCCAAAGCCUUCGUAUCCAGCCCCGGUUUAUCCCAAACCAGCUUACCCUGCACCAGCAGGUCCAACAUAUCCAAAGCCAGCUUACCCUGAACCAGCUCAUCCAGCAUCUUACGAGAAGAAGUACCAAAGCCCAUACGACUAUUGCAAUCCUCGCAAGGCACCGAAAUGCUCCAACAAUGGAACUGAAACCUUUUGCUUAAAGGAUGCUGAAUAUCCAGUACAAGAAGUCAAGUACGCCAUCGAUUACGAUCCUUUGGUGCUGACCAAGUAUGCUGACGUGGCUGACCAAUCAGCUGAUAACUUAGUCGAUGGCCUGACUUCUUUGGCGGAGGAACACUUUGAUUAUUCCGAUUAUCACGGCAGUUCCUUCGAAAAGGGUCACUGGGUUGGAGACGAAGGAUACAUCUGUCCCAGCGAUGUCCUUUACACUCGCCCCGUUCGUGCCGUGAACGCUGACGGUGAAUGGCGUGUCAUCGUGCAAGAUAUUGCCUGGCCGGGAUACACGCAGACCCAACGGACCGAGACUUGUUUGUUCCCGGGAGCAUCUUGCCGUACUCUCGCUGCCUGUUAUCGAAGCGAAUGUCUGCAGCAGUACAUCUACCAUCGCAUGUUAUCCUUCGAUCCGUGCGAUCCUCAGAAAGGAAUUUUCAUCGACGUCUACAAGAUGCCAUCGGCUUGCGCUUGUCACGUUCCUCAACUUCAUUGAGCGGCCCUUGGCAUAUCUUACUAUGUAAACACGAAUAACGUCGUAAUUAUGGAUAUAAAAUAAUGACAUGCUAAUAAUUUAAUGUUUUCUAAAGUACGAAAUAAACCUUCAAACGCAA
Molecule: messenger RNA, 1158 nt
Organism: Daphnia carinata
Lineage: Eukaryota; Metazoa; Arthropoda; Branchiopoda; Diplostraca; Daphniidae
Product: gamete and mating-type specific protein A-like
Exons: 3
Coding region: 87-1040 (317 amino acids)
Biological process (GO): innate immune response; central nervous system formation; regulation of Toll signaling pathway
Cellular component (GO): extracellular region
Molecular function (GO): Toll binding; growth factor activity
Source: RefSeq, a predicted model, not a curated record